AGGGAGCGCUUGGCUAACAGCGUCGUUUCCGUUGCCGGCUGUUUGCAGUUGGGGAAACCGAGGCAGCUCCAGCUUCCCCUAGUUCUUCCGCUGCUGUGAGGAAAAAAUGUUUGUUACUUUGUGGGAGUUCUUCUAUGGGCACUUUUUUCGAUUUUGGAUGAAAUGGCUCUUACGACAGAUGACUGGAAAGUGUGAAUUGCAGCGAAUUUUUGAUACCUAUGUGGGUGCCCAAAGGACACACAGAAUAGAAAAUUCCUUGACAUACUCCAAGAAUAAGAUUUUACAGAAAGCAACACGAGUUAUUCAGAGUGAAGUGGACAGAUGUGUAGAAGAUAUAAUGAAGGAAAAGAACAUUAACCCUGAGAAGGAUACCAGUUUUAAAAUCUGCAUGAGGACGUGCUUACUACAGAUAACUGGUUAUAAACAGCUAUAUUUGGAUGUAGAAAGUGUGAGGAAAAAGCCAUAUGAUUCUGAUAAUCUGCAGCAUGAGAAGCUACUCCUGAAGCUUUGGAAUCUUCUAAUGCCCACAAAGAAGUUGACAGCCAGAAUCUCCAAGCAGUGGGCUGACAUUGGUUUCCAGGGUGAUGAUCCUAAGACAGACUUCAGAGGCAUGGGUAUACUCGGAUUAAUCAAUCUUGUGUAUUUCAGUGAAAAUUACACCAGUGAAGCUCAUCAGAUUCUUUCCCGCUCAAAUCAUCCAAAAUUAGGGUAUUCUUAUGCAAUAGUUGGAAUCAAUCUCACAGAGAUGGCUUAUAGCUUGCUGAAGAAUGAAGCUUUGAAGUCUCAUCUCUACAACUGUGUUCCUGGUGUACCAACAAUGGAACAUUUUCACCAGUUUUAUUGUUAUCUUGUCUAUGAAUUUGACAAGUUUUGGUUUCAAGAAGAACCAGAAAGCAUCAUGUAUUUCAACCUGUACAGAGAGAAGUUUCAUGAAAAGAUUAAAGGACUCUUAAUGGAUUGCAAUGUAGCACUUACUUUAAAAAUCUGGAGUCUUCUGAUGUGUAGCAGAAUUUCAAACAAAGAUCAGGUGUUAACCAUGAAGUUCACUCUGUUACCGUAUUAACUAUUCUAUGGAAAGUAAUUCAGUUAGUCUUUAAUUUUUGUGCUGAUAAUACUUGUUUAUGUUUUAAUCUUGCAACAACUGAGAUCUUGAUCUGAUUUAAACCUUUGUCAGGAUGCUUAUUAAAAGAAUGCUUGAAGUAUGGAUGGGAAUACUGUUAAGUAAGUUUUUCCCCUUUUAGAGGGGGAAAAAAUGAAUGGGGUUAAGAAAAUGUCAUUAUAAAGUUUUCUCAUAACAUGUUCUUCAGAUUCAUCUCUGUACAUUACAGAUGUUGUCCUGUUUUUGCUUAAAAUAACCAUAACUAUUUCAGACACUGUGUUGUCAGUUGAUCUAAUGACCACCAGCAGAUUCUCAGAUUUGAUAGUUUGGAAGGCAAGCUCUUCCCAAGUGUAGUGUAGCAUGAGCCUUCUGACCUUCACGUCAUAGUGACAUAUAAGAAAAGGACAAUAUAAUGUUCUUCCUCCCUCCUUCCCCUUACUUUGAAAUGUAUGUUAGAAUGUUAUGUAUUGUAAAAAUCCAUAUUUAGAAUUUCACCUUUUCUACGAUUAGUAAAAUGCCAAAGUAGUGAAUAGGAUAUUAUGGCAUUGAAGUAGCAGGAAAAUUAUGUUAGUUUUAGCAUCAAAAAGUAAAAUCAACAUGGAAAUGAAUUUUUGUAUAUGCCAGGUUGAGGAGAUUACAUCAGUGACAGGAGUAGUGUAAAAAAAUACAAUUUAAUCAUUUGCAGUUUAAAUACAUUCUGAAAGACAAUCUAAAACAGGAGAAAUCAGGAGGUUAUCAGUGAACCUACACCAACCUCUGGCAAUAUAGCUAGAGAUUAAAAUCAGUAUCUUAAACUGGCCAUUACAGUUAAACCAUUUAUACUUUAGAAAACACAUUUUUUUCUUACAAAUGUCCGUUUUGUUUUUUUUUCUAAGAGCAUCUUUAAUUUUUUGUAUGUGUUUACACUUGUAUGUAUGUACAUUCUUAUUAUUCUGGCGUUCAUACAAUUGUGCACGCACUAUUUCUCCCCUUUGAGAACAUUCAGUUAAAUAGAAUUUGAUCAAAGAGCUGCUCAAAGGAUAUAUAGCAUAUGAACAUGCAAAGGGAUGCUUAUUCUGGGAUAGAAAAGGUCACGCAGCUUUGUGGCUUGCAGGGCCAUAACGUUUAUCAUCUUCCUUAAAAUGGUGACUGGGGACCAGCAGCUGAUUUUCUCAGGAUGUGUUCACCCUGCCUCUCUGAACAAGUCUGGGGAGCCUAAACUUCCACUUUCAUACUUAAGAAGCUGUUCACACAAGCAAUUUGUAGAUGAAGAUUAAUGGAAUUGUUAGUACUCUUAGAGAAACCAUGACUUGAAUUUGUGUUUUUUCUGUCUUCACCUUUUGAUGAGAAGCAUUAAAAGUGUAGUGCAGGUAAGACCCAGCGACUACAGUACUAUUAGAGAGCAAUUCUGUGUUUUUGUUGAAGUAUUUAAAAAAAAAUAUUUAAGCAGUAGUGUUCCCUGCAGGAAGAAUUGCCAGUUGGCAACUUAAAUUAAUUUUUUGUCUACUUGGAUAAAGCGGUUGACUUCUUAAGCAAAAGCAAUAGUGUGAAA
Messenger RNA from Urocitellus parryii (Arctic ground squirrel), 2630 nucleotides. It is a transcript of the gene Elmod2, whose product is annotated as ELMO domain containing 2. Gene Ontology annotation, molecular function: GTPase activator activity. Gene Ontology annotation, cellular component: membrane. Lineage: Eukaryota; Metazoa; Chordata; Mammalia; Rodentia; Sciuridae. The record is from RefSeq and is a predicted model, not a curated record.